This is a messenger RNA of Ctenocephalides felis (cat flea), 3208 nucleotides long. RefSeq names its product alpha-1,2-mannosyltransferase ALG9-like. Gene Ontology annotation, biological process: protein N-linked glycosylation. Gene Ontology annotation, molecular function: alpha-1,2-mannosyltransferase activity. Gene Ontology annotation, cellular component: endoplasmic reticulum membrane. The coding region runs from base 77 to 3208 and encodes 1043 amino acids. NCBI's taxonomy places the organism in Eukaryota, Metazoa, Arthropoda, Insecta, Siphonaptera, Pulicidae. The transcript has 9 exons. The record is from RefSeq and is a predicted model, not a curated record.
ACUGAUAACCUUAAAAAUAAGGUUCAAAUAUGUAAUUAUAGAUAAAUUUUAAUUUUUAUUAUUUUAGUGCUAAGAAAUGGCACCGACUGUUAAACAAAGGACUUUAAUGCAAAAUAAAAAUGAAAAGAACAAGAAAAAGGAACCUAAGAAGUUAAGCAGAAAAUCCGGCAGAGUGCAAAUAAAGGAUUCAUCAGAUGCAAAUAUUCAGCAAGCUAUUCUUUAUCCUGAAGUAAGCACUGCAUUUAAAGCACUUCUCUCUGCUCGAUUUUGUGCAGCGAUAUGGUCAAAUAUAUCAGAUUGCGAUGAAACUUUUAAUUAUUGGGAGCCUACACAUUAUCUACUCUUUGGACGAGGUCUACAGACAUGGGAAUACAGCCCAGAGUUUGGAUUGAGAUCCUAUUUUUAUUUAUUGUUGUGUGGGAUGCCAGCUUGGCUGUAUGAAAAAUUAUUCAAACCAAAUCCUAUGUUAAUUUUUUAUUUGCUGAGAUGUAUUUUUGGAUUCGUUUGUGCUCUGACUGAAGUUUACUUUUAUAAGGCAGUUUCUCGUGAAUUUGGAGUACAUGUAUCAAGGCUUUGGCUUUGUUUCCAAUUGUUUAGUGCAGGAAUGUUUAUAUCAAGUACAGCAUUUCUUCCAAGCACUUUUUCAAUGUAUCUAGUGAAUUUGGCCAUGGCUUGUUGGUGGCAUAGGCAAUUCAAAAUAGCUGUCUUUAGUAUAGCUGUUGCAUCAUUAAUAGGUUGGCCAUUUACUGCUGUACUUGGAUUGCCAAUAGUAGUUGAUAUGGUUAUACGACAAGGAAUGCUUAAAGAAUUUAUGAAGUAUGCUAUUGUGUCAGGGAUUAUUGUAAUAUUACCUAUGAUAGCAAUAGAUUCACAUUAUUAUGGUCGUUUAAUGAUUGCACCUUUUAACAUUAUAUUUUAUAAUGUAUUUACAUCUCAUGGACCUAAUUUAUAUGGUGUUGAGCCGUUUUCAUAUUACAUUAUAAAUGGAUUUUUAAAUUUUAAUUUCAUAUGGGUCUUAGCAUUGCUUGCUCCAUUAAUAUUAAUUUAUGCCUACUUCCUAGUGCCUGCAAAAGUGUCAUCAACUCUUUGUGUGCCUCAUUAUCUCAGUUUAGGGCCAUUAUUUAUAUGGUUAAUGAUAUUCUUUGCGCAACCACAUAAAGAGGAAAGAUUUCUCUUUCCAAUAUAUCCAUUAAUUUCUUUAUGUGGUGCAAUUAGUGUUGAUGGCAUUCAAAAAUUAUGGUAUCGAUUCUUAUGCGCUAUAGCAAAAACUUCUAAGUCAUUUGGCCAUUAUUUGGAAUAUACUAAUUUUAUGACAAUCGGAGUUAUUUUAUUGACAAGCUUGAUAGGUAUUUCUAGAAUUCUGACUUUAUUUAAUAGCUACCAUGCUCCAAUGGAUUUGAUGAUGGAAAUUAAUCGUUUACCAAAUGACUACAAUUUGAAAUCUGAUAUAACAUAUAAUCUAUGUGUUGGUAAGGACUGGUAUAGGUAUCCAACAAGCUUUUUCUUUCCAAAUAAAAAUUUCAAAUUGCGUUUUUUAAAAUCAAAAUUUGAUGGUAUGUUGCCAGCAUACUACUCUGAGGAAUAUAACGGUACUAAAAUAAUUCAUUCAUAUUUUAAUGAUAAAAAUCAAGAAGCUACAGAAUUAUAUUUCGAUAUAAACAAAUGUCAUUUCUUGCUAGAUUUGAAUACUGAAACAGAUUCUGAUUUGGAGCCAAAUUAUGCAUUAAAUACUAAAGAUUGGAAUGUAUUGAAAAGCUUCCCAUUCUUAAAUAAUCAAAAAUCACAUUCACUUUUUAGAGCAUUUUUUAUUCCGUUUUUGGGAAGUAAUUAUUUAGAAUAUGGUGAAUUUAAUCUACUAUUAAGUACAAAAUUUAGAAGCCUUGAUAACAGUAAAGGUAAAAGUUCAUCAAUCGAAAGAAAAGCUGCGCGUACUGAUAAUAAUAUCUCAAAAUCUACUCACACUGAUGAUGCCAUGGAUAAUGAGAGAAAGGCCACAAAAAGCAAUGAUGAUGUAAGAAAUACAAAGGAGAGUAAAUAUGAAUAUGAGAGUGAUGAAAACAAAUCAAAUGAUAAAACUGAAAGCAAUAAACUCAAAAGUUCUAGUGGAAAAAAGGCUGAAUACAAUACAAAGAAUAAUAUAUUAGAGAAAAAUGACACUUGUAAUGAAAAAAAUGGAAAAACAAAAAUGAAAAAAUCAGAUGACUUAAAUGAAACUUGCACUAGUGGCAAUGACAAUGAUAAAAAUGACAAAAGUACAGAUUUAUUAAGCGAUUUGAGCCUGGAAUUGAUAGAAUGUAACGAAAAUAAAAAUUAUGAAAAUGAUUUCAAGCACAAAUCAAAAAAAUUAAAACGACCUAAACACAGUAAGAAACACAAGAAGAAAAAACUUGAUUUAAGUGAAGGUGAGCUUACACCCUCUGAUAAUGAUAAUGAUCUAGAAAUGUAUAAAAGAUUUUCUUCUACUGAAAAGAAUAUAUAUGAUCAAGAAUCCAGUUCUAGGGAUCUCAUAGGACCAAUGAUUCCUCCAGAAUUCAGAAAAACUAUAGAAAAUACAGAAACUAAAAAUAUUAUAGAAAUAUCAGAUUCUGGUCAAAUUAGUUCAGAUGAUGAUACUUAUGGACCAUUGCCAACAUCAAGUACUAAGAUGACAAAAGCACAUUAUGAAUUAGAAAAAAGAGCUCUUGAAAUAAAAAUGGAUAAGAUGAAGGAAUCAGAUGCACCUGAUGAAAAAUUGAGAGAAGAAUGGAUGAUUGAGCUACCCGAUUCAAAAAGCCGACAUUUAGGCUUAGGGCCACGGAAAUUUAGAGCACGAGAAGGUCCAGAUAUGAGCGACAGAUCAAUAUGGACUGAUACACCCCAAAAUAAAGCAAAAUCAAGAGGUGAGACAGAAAGUGAAACUAGCAGACGAAUUGCAGAUGAAGCAGAUAGAUUAAGAAUCCAGGAGAAAGACACCCAACAAGAAAAAAUUGUGAAGAAAUUAAAAAAGAAACAUAAGCGAAAUGAAUCUUUACUUGAAAUACACGAAAGAAAAAUGAGGAAAAAGAAAAAGAAAGAAAAAGAAGCAGGAAUGAGUUCAGAACGAAGAAGAUUUGAUCGCAAUAUUGAUUUAGGUGUUAAUAGAUUUGAUGAAGCACAGAAAAAAACUAUAAUAAAAAAAGCACAGUUGUUGGAUACGCGAUUUUCGAGAGGAGAAUCUAAAUAUCUAUGA